AUAUAGAUAAAUUUUUAAUACAAGAUUAUGAAACUUCGUGUGAUAAUGUUGGUAACAUAUUAGUAAUAGUAAAAGAGGAAAUAGUUCAUAAUUCUAAAUCAAUAAUGGGAGGAUUUUCACCACAACUCUUUAUAAUUCAUCCAGAAGAAUCUAAUAUGGAAAUUACGCUAAUUAGCAGAACACGAAAAGAUGCUAAAUAG
Diversispora eburnea is the source of this 200-nucleotide messenger RNA. The record is from the annotation of a GenBank genome assembly. NCBI's taxonomy places the organism in Eukaryota, Fungi, Glomeromycota, Glomeromycetes, Diversisporales, Diversisporaceae.